AUGGCGGCGACGAAGGGAUCUACAGCCAACUUCGAGAUUGGCAACUACGUACUGUGGUCGAGAGUGGACCAACGCUUCUCCAAGGAUAAGCUGCUGGCACAGUGGGUAGGCCCCUUCGCUGUGACCGAGGCUCGUCCGUAUUCCUUUAGUGAUCCGUCACUUACUAUCCGGCGCUAUGUACGAGGUCCAUGGCUCGUGACUCCGCUUCUACGCCGACUCCUUCCUGAACAUCACGGAGGGGACCCGCGAGUUCGUCUCGAACCAGGGGGUGCUGCUUGGAGUGGACGGGUUCAGCGACUUUCGCUACAAUCAGGCUCUCUCGAGAUGGGAGCUGCUGGUGAAGUGGACGGGGCUACAGGAGGUCGAGGCAUCGUGGGAGUCGUUGACAGAGUUAAUAGCUCAGGUGCCUGA
This is a messenger RNA of Phytophthora nicotianae INRA-310, 411 nucleotides long. RefSeq lists its product as hypothetical. NCBI's taxonomy places the organism in Eukaryota, Oomycota, Peronosporomycetes, Peronosporales, Peronosporaceae. The record is from RefSeq and is a predicted model, not a curated record. Bases 1 to 411 code for a protein of 136 amino acids. The transcript has a single exon.